Messenger RNA from Chaetomium globosum CBS 148.51, 1041 nucleotides. RefSeq lists its product as uncharacterized. Bases 1 to 1041 code for a protein of 346 amino acids. The transcript is spliced from 3 exons. The record is from RefSeq and is a predicted model, not a curated record. Gene Ontology annotation, cellular component: cell wall. Gene Ontology annotation, biological process: oxalate metabolic process. Lineage: Eukaryota; Fungi; Ascomycota; Sordariomycetes; Sordariales; Chaetomiaceae.
AUGAAGCUCGCACUUCACCUUUCAGCUCUAGCUGCGGUGAACGCUGUCCUCGGAGCUACCCUCCCAGGCGGCAAGGGCGGUCCUCAGUUUGAGAAGGGGCAACCCAUCGCCGGCAAUGGAAAGGGGGCUCCUCUUCUAGGGGGAACGAACCGGCAGGUCGACAUUUCCAAUCCCGACAACCUUGGACGGCAGUCCACGGAUAAUGGGAUCGUGCCGAACCUCAAGUGGCGCUUCUCUGACUCGAAGACGAGGCUCUUCAAAGGCGGGUGGCUGCGUGAGCAAGUCAUUCAAGACCUUCCCCAGAGCCACGACAUCUCGGCGGCGCAGCAGCAUCUCUCCAAGGGCGCCAUCCGCGAACUGCACUGGCAUCGUGUAGCCGAAUGGGGAUUUGUGUAUGCGGGCUCCGUUCUAAUCUCGGCUGUCGACGAGUUUGGCAAAUACCAGGUUGAAACCCUCAACUUUGGUGACAUUUGGUACUUCCCCAAGGGCGUCGCACAUACCGUUCAGGGGUUGGGCGAGGAGAACGAAUUCCUGCUGGUCUUUGACGAUGCCGACUUUGACAAAGUCGGUACUACCUUCAACAUUGAUGACUGGGUGGCACACACGCCUCGUGAUAUCGUCGCCAAAAACUUCGGCCUUGACCCUUCCAUCUUCGACCACGUCCCCACCCCCAACCCCAACAUUUUCAACGGUACCGUCAGCACUAAAAACGUGACCGGUGAUCCAGGUGACGUGCUCACCGGAGAUGCGUCGUUCGUGUACCGGACCCUGCAGCAUGAACCCGAGCCCGUCCCCGGCAAGGGAGGUCAAUUCUACAAGAUCGACUCGACCAACUUCCCCGCCAGCAAGACGCUAGCGGCCACCUUUGUAACACUCAAGCCGGGCGGUCUCCGGGAGUUGCACUGGCACCCCAACGCCGAGGAAUGGCUGUACUUCCACAAGGGAACGGCCCGUGCCACUGUCUUCAUCGGCAAUGCUGCAUCGCGCACCUUUGACUUCAGUGCAGGUGACACUGCAGCCUUCCCUGAUAACUCCGGGUGA